This is a messenger RNA of Scheffersomyces stipitis CBS 6054, 2346 nucleotides long. It is a transcript of the gene VTC3, whose product is annotated as vacuolar transporter chaperone. The record is from RefSeq and is a predicted model, not a curated record. Lineage: Eukaryota; Fungi; Ascomycota; Pichiomycetes; Serinales; Debaryomycetaceae. Gene Ontology annotation, cellular component: vacuolar transporter chaperone complex; fungal-type vacuole membrane. The transcript has a single exon. Bases 1 to 2346 code for a protein of 781 amino acids.
AUGUUAUUCGGGACCAAAUUGGACCACGAGCUCUACGACCCUUGGAAGCAGUACUACAUCAACUACAACCACCUCAAGAAGUUGUUGAAAGAGGGAGUCAUUCUCAAGAACAACUGGACCGAUAAGGAUGAACAGAACUUUGUUCUGGCUCUUGACGAGAACUUGGAAAAGGUGUACACCUUCCAGCACCAGAAGUUCGAUGAGUUGAACGACCAAUUGAACGACUUGCAGUUGCAGACAGAAACCUCGGGCGCCGACUUCAAUGUCGAAUCGUUUUCUUCCAAGUUGGACAGAAUUUUGGACGAGGCCCAGGAAUUGGAACAUUUCCAGAGAAUUAACUACACCGGCUUCAUCAAAAUCGUCAAGAAGCAUGACCGUUUGCACUCCAACUACUCUGUUAAGCCUUUGUUGAAUGUCAGAUUAAAGAGCUUGCCUUUCCACUCCGAAGAUUACAGUCCUUUGUUGUACAAGGUUGGUACUCUCUUCCAGUUCUUGCGUGAAAACUACGACGUCGACCAGGCUUUGUCCAAGUUGUCGUCGUUCAACGACUCUGGUUUGAAUGCCGAAUUCCAGUCAUUCAAGUUCUGGAUCCACCCUGAAAACUUAAUGGAAGUCAAGACCACCAUCUUGAGACACUUGCCCGUGUUGAUCUACAACAGUGAAAAUGUUUCGCAAAUAGAUGACGAUGAUGACGAUGACGAAGAAGAAGACGAGGCCAUCAACGACCAGACCAUCAAUGCCUUGUACUUUGACAACAACCAUUUUGAGUUGUACAACAAUAAGUUGACGAAAAUCAACAACUCGUCCACUUUACGUAUCAAGUGGAUUGGCAAGUUGGCCGACAAGCCAAAAAUCGUUAUGGAAAAGAAGCAAUUCGAUUCCAACUCCAACUUUAACGUGGAUGACAAGAUUACUUUGAAGCAAAAGUACAUCAACCAGUUCGUCAUCAACAAGGAGCUUCCCAGCAAGUUAAAGAAGAUCAAUGACGAACUGUCGCUCAACCACAUUCUUGGCUUCAUCAACGAAUUCAACUUGCAGCCUAUCUUGAGAACAACCUAUAAACGUACCGCUUUCCAAAUUCCUGGCGACGACAAGAUUAGAAUCGUCAUCGAUACCAACUUGAACUUCAUUAGAGAAGACUCGUUUGACUCUCAAUUGCCAAUUAGAGACCCUUCGAGCUGGCACAGAACCGAUAUCGACUCCAACACUGCUAAUCCACAGCAAUUCUUACGUAAGGGUGAAUACAUCAAGUUCCCAUACUCUACCAUGGAAAUCAAGAUUAAGAAGUCUGCUGCUAAGAACUUCAAGAAGUUGAACUGGAUCAAUGAAUUGAUCAACUCUUCCAAUUUGAUUAAGGAAAUUCCAAACUUUUCCAAGUUCAUCCACGGUGUAGCUUCAUUGUUCUUAGAAGACGACAAGUUGGAUAACAUCCCUCUUUGGUUCAAUGAAUUGGAGAAUGACAUCUCGUCUACUUCACACUACGUGCCAAAGUCCAAGAGAACAUUGCAACAGCAAGAAAAUGACAUCCAGAACUUGACCGACGCCGACAACUUGUCCAAGUUCAAGUCGAUGAUUCUCAAGAACCAGAGUUCAAGCUUCCAGCCUAGAUCGUCUUCCUUCUCUGGUUCCAUGUUGUUGAACAUCAACAAGGACGAAGAAGAAUCAAUUGACCACAGUGUUGGACCCUCUUCUUCUCACGUGCAAACGAUUGAAGAAGAAGCUCCUCAAUCAGGUUUAACAGAUGAUCAGUCAUCCGAAUUUGAUGAUGAUGACGACGACGAUCUUCCAGGCUCCAGAGCCAAUCCAAUUUCGAAGAUUUUGAACUUGCCAGUUCAAUUCUCAAAAUUGCUUGACGUUGACUCAGAAGACGAAGAGGUAGAUCUUCCACUUGGUGUCAGCAAGCCUGAGAGCUGGAUCAAGAACGCUGGUCCACUUAAGAUUGAACCCAAGGUCUGGUUGGCUAACGAAAGAACUUUCAACAGGUGGUUGCAUGUGACUACUUUGCUCUCGACCUUGACAUUUGUCAUCUACUCGUCGACUAUGAACUCUAACUUUGCCGGAUUAUCCACCAUCUUGGCAUACUUUUAUUUUGCAUUAACAUUGUUCUCUGGAAUCUGGGGUUACUACAUUUUCAUGAGAAGAAGAACAAUCAUUAUGGAAAGAUCAGACAAGCAUUUGGACAAUUCCAUCGGACCGCUUAUUGUAGCCUUUGGUCUUAUCUUGGCGUUAGUUGUCAACUUUGUCUUUGGCUGGAAGGGGUUGAAGGUUGAUCUUGACGAUGAGUUCUACGCCAACAACACCGUGCACAGGGCUAUCCAUGAGUACGUGAUCAACUUGGUCAACUAA